Messenger RNA from Notodromas monacha, 327 nucleotides. Lineage: Eukaryota; Metazoa; Arthropoda; Ostracoda; Podocopida; Cyprididae. The record is from the annotation of a GenBank genome assembly.
AUGCGUUGGCCUGGCUGGACUGGACUGGACUGUGCAUCAAGGGUCGAUGCUCUGGCCCAGACGACGACGAGGUUGAGGAGGAGCUUUGGUGUAAUGAACUCUCUUUACAUCGAAAUUCAUGGAAACACGAGGAAAUUCGUCGUUGAGAAACCCUGUGGGAAGGGUAGUUACAUGAAUCCGGGCUCCAUGUCGGCGCAGAUGAACCAGUAUUCUGUCGUUGUCAGCUUCAAUUUUCGCCGUUUCUUCAGACUUGAAAUUUUGUCUGAAUUGACGGAGAAAUUCGUUCCACGGGGCCCGUGGCUUCAUGGAACAUCCACGGUCAAAUAG